This is a messenger RNA of Tigriopus californicus, 1069 nucleotides long. It is a transcript of the gene Pgam5, whose product is annotated as serine/threonine-protein phosphatase PGAM5, mitochondrial-like. The transcript has 3 exons. The coding region runs from base 18 to 1019 and encodes 333 amino acids. Lineage: Eukaryota; Metazoa; Arthropoda; Copepoda; Harpacticoida; Harpacticidae. Gene Ontology annotation, cellular component: mitochondrion. The record is from RefSeq and is a predicted model, not a curated record. Gene Ontology annotation, biological process: positive regulation of mitochondrial fission.
ACUGGCCAAUUGAGCCAAUGGCAAGCAAGCCUUCCAAAUCAAAACAUUGUCUUUUUCGAUCAGAUAAAACUCCAACAUCAAUGGCGAAUAACUUGUUCCUCAAAGGCUUCAGUGUCGGCCUUCUCAGCGGCGCCACCGGAUUGAUUGGCUAUUAUUUUGGAGCUGUGGACGCCACUCAACCCCUCGUCAAUGCUCAAAACGAUUCUGGCCAACCCAAAUGGAUUGAACACGAAGAUCCACGCAUUCAAAGAUGGGACUACAAUUGGGACAAACGGUCUCCGGACAAGUUGGUCAAGCCCCUACGCAAGUCACAGAUGCAAGAUGAAGAAGCGGUGGCCGAACGCAAGGCCAAGGUCAAAGAGGCCACGCCCAAGUCUGUGCGUCGAGUUAUUCUCAUCCGUCACGGUCAGUAUGAUUUAAGUGGGCAGGAUGACGGUCAGCACCACUUGACACCCUUGGGAUUUGAGCAAGCUGAUCGGACGGGUCGGCGAUUGGCAGAAUUGUUGGAAGAUUGGAAAACCAAUUGGGCUCGGGACAAAGAUGGACAACAGGAGAAAGUCCGAAUCCGAUUGUACAUGUCUUCUAUGACGAGGGCGACCGAAACGGCCCAAACCAUAUUAAAACAUCUGCCCGAAUUGGAUGAAGUCAAGUCCUGCAAUUUCAUCCGAGAAGGGGCGCCCAUCGCUCCGGUUCCUGGCAUUUGCAAAACCUUGUGGAAUCCGGACCCCAAGGACUUUUUGGAGGAGGGAGCCCGGAUCGAGGCCGGAUUUAGGAAAUAUAUGCAUCGCAUUCCGGCGGGUGAGGAGGACAUCAAAACGAUCGAUAUCCUGGUGUGCCAUGGGAACGUGAUUCGAUAUUUCUUGUGCCGAGCCAUGCAAUUUGCUCCCGAUGCGUGGCUCCGGUUCGCCAUUCAUAAUGCCAGCAUUUCAGUGAUCAGUUUGGGAGCCAGUGGGCGGCUCAGCUUACGUACAUUUGGGGAGAUCGGACACAUGCCCACCGAUAUGAUGACCUUCAAUUGAUGAUAUUCCCGACCUUUCGAUUUGAUGAAUAAAGACGAUGGAGAUCUGCG